AUGGAUUCGUAUAAUCCAUAUAGCCAGGCCCCCAAUUUUGUUGAUCUGCUUAACAGUCAACAAGAUAGUCUCCUUCCUGAACUCGGUUCAUCGCAACUCCCUGUCUUUAGUACCCAAUCUUACUAUGCAGCUAGUCCAAAGGUGGAAAGGGGUGAUAAGCGAGAACCUCUUCAGUGUAAGCAAAGGUGGCAGAAGCUGAACAAUCCUGUGUGCAAUUUCUGUGGAUCCUAUGCGGCUGCAACAAGACAGAAAACAAGUGGUCAGAGUGAGAGUGAUGUUGUGAAACUGGCACACAAGAUCUUUUUCAACGAUCACAAGCUUAAAUUUAACCUUCACCAUGCUUGGGAGGAGCUCCGCUAUGACCAGAAAUGGUGUGAGCAUGCUAGUAGUAAGCUUGGUGGAAGCACUAAGAAGAGAAAGUGUGAGGAUGGAGCAGAAACAACAAGCUCUCAAACAACUAUCAAUCUAGAUGAGCAACCUACCAAACGUCCAGCGGGUGUUAAGACUGCGAAAGCAGCUUCUGCAAAUAAGCCAAUAGUAGAUAAGGAGGCUGCGUUAAAGUUUCAGACCACGUGCUCUAUUAAAGAGAAAGACUUGGGCCUGAAAGAGAGACUUUCGAAAAUGGAUCUGCUUAACAAUCUCAUUUCAAAAAAUGAGCCACUUUCUGAAAAAGAAAAAGCACUAAAGACUAAGCUUCUUACAGAGAUGCUGGAUAACUAG
Brassica oleracea var. oleracea is the source of this 720-nucleotide messenger RNA. Its product is annotated as glutathione S-transferase T3-like. Lineage: Eukaryota; Viridiplantae; Streptophyta; Magnoliopsida; Brassicales; Brassicaceae. The transcript has 2 exons. The coding region runs from base 1 to 720 and encodes 239 amino acids. The record is from RefSeq and is a predicted model, not a curated record.